AUGGCUUACUUUAAUAGAAUAUUCAAAACUCAGCCUUCUGCUCCUCGUGGGUACGGUGAGUCAUAUGAGCAAUGGGGUUUCCCACCAGGAACACAUGUGGAUGUUAUAAGAAGCUUUCAGAUGGUGGAUAGGGAUAGGAGUGGUUUUAUUGAUGCUGCUGAGUUGCAGCAAGCUCUUUCUUCUGCUUACCAGAGGUUUAGUCUCAGGACCAUCCGGCUACUCAUUUUUCUCUUCAAGAACCCCAAUGACCCACUAAGAAUUGGUGAGUGUUUUUCUUCUAUUUCACUGGUGUCUGAAUGGCCUUAG
Juglans regia (Persian walnut) is the source of this 306-nucleotide messenger RNA. Its product is annotated as calcium-binding protein CBP-like. NCBI's taxonomy places the organism in Eukaryota, Viridiplantae, Streptophyta, Magnoliopsida, Fagales, Juglandaceae. The transcript has a single exon. Gene Ontology annotation, molecular function: calcium ion binding. The coding region runs from base 1 to 306 and encodes 101 amino acids. The record is from RefSeq and is a predicted model, not a curated record.